UAUAGUGAAUUAUUGGGGGAAACGUUCAAAGUAAUAUAAUUUAAAGAGAAACUCCUAAUUUGGUGUCCAGGAUUUAUUUAAUCUGAAAAAAUCAUAAUUGUAAGGCAAUUGGGACUUUUUAAUACUUAUUUUUGCACAACGUAGCAGGUUAUGUUUUAUUUAUUUAAAACAAAUCUUUUUUUUUUUUUGAUAAAGGGAAACAAUGAAAGUACUGUUUUUUUUCAUAUUAAGUUAAUAAAACGACACAUAUAGGAAGAAGGCUUUUAAAUUUUUAAAUUCAGCAGCAUUUCCGGUUUAUCCCAGAAGCUGAAACGGUAGUACCUUUAUUUUGAAAAUGUAUAACGGAAAAGUGGUUGCUGCUUAUCAAACGUGACAGGUGGAAGCUGUGAGUUAGUUUACGUUUUUGGCGUAGAUAUUUAGGAAAAUGUAUGGAGGCAGCGGGUCGUAACAUUGCCUUAAUGUUUGUUGUAAACAGAGGUAAAAGAUUAAAGCUAACUGCCGCUCAUAAACAGGCCAGAGAGCCGCUUUUUGCGUCGGCAGCUUCGGUUUUACACACUGUAGACAGAGAGGGUACAAUGUUAGCUUGACGGCUAAUUCGGUUUGCCUAACUGUGUCGCAGCCGACCGGUUACACAUUUAGCUUACCUAUGACGUUGAGCGAGGAGCACGCUGAAUUUUAUUUUAUUUAUUUAUUUUUCCCCUUUAAAUUCCAUGUAUAUGUUUGGCCAGUCACAGCAGAAUCAGCGUGAUUUGAGGCGUCGCCUAGCGGACACCGUCAGAGUCCGAACCAGCCUAUCGCGUAAGAUCAGCCAAAGCACUUGAUAUGCCAUAUCUAGUCUAACUUGUAGCUAACGAGGCUAUUUGGGAAAUCAGAAUGAAUCUCCCGGGCUGCUAGUUAUCCGAGGGGGAAUGACCAUGUAAGCUGUACCGUUUCGACAAUCAGGUGACCCGGGUAUGAUCGCCAUUGGAUCGUACAGGAGCAGGUUUCACUUCCAAGAAGACGGACAAGAAGCGACGCUCUGAGACGGGGGGCCACACGGUAGAAAUCGCCUCUCAGCGGAAAAGUCUGCAUCCCAGUUUUGCUAUCUGGACUGUUUGCGGUUUGGCGCGCCCUUAUGUCUUCGCCUACGCCCGUCUCAACAUCCUGAAGCCGUGAGAGACGGACGGACGGACGGACGGAGGGAGGGAGGCAGGCAGGCAGAGGCAGCUCCGGGGUCCGUGACACUUAGCCAAGGAUAGGCAUCGCUGAAAUGAGAUGAGGCUCAGAAAUGGAACUGUGGCCACUGCGAUUGUUUUCUUCACCUCCUUCCUCAGCCUCUCCUGGUACACAGCAUGGCAGAACGGCAAAGAAAAGUUGAUAGCAUACCAGCGGGAGUUCCAUGCUUUGAAAGAGCGCCUCCGUGUGGCAGAACACAGAACCCUGCAGCGUUCGUCCGAGCUCAACAACAUUCUAGAGCAGUUCAGGAGAGCCAUUGCUGAAACCAACAGCAGCAAAGAUGCCCUCAUAAACUUCUCAGAUGAAACACAGAAACUACUGAAGGAGCUUGCGAAUAAAAAGCCUCUCCAGGUGCCAAACAUCUACCACCACCUGCCUCACCUUCUCAACAAUGAGGGCAGCCUGAACCCGGCGGUGCAGGUUGGUCUGGGACGCACAGGAGUGACAAUGGUGAUGGGGAUUCCCACAGUGAAGCGGAAGGUGAAGUCGUACCUGUCGGAGACGCUGCGCUCCCUCAUCGAUAAGCUGACGCCUGAAGAAAAACUUGAUUGUGUCAUAAUUGUGUUUGUUGGGGAGACGGACCUGGAAUAUGUUCACAGUGUGGUUGCUGGUCUGGAGAAAGAGUUUUCUACAGAGCUGAACUCAGGUUUGCUGGAGGUCAUCUCGCCUCCUGCAUCCUACUAUCCUGAUCUCACCAACCUCAAGGAGACUUUUGGGGACUCCAAAGAAAGAGUCAGAUGGCGAACAAAGCAGAACCUGGAUUACUCCUUCCUCAUGAUGUACGCAGUGAGCAAAGGGGUUUAUUAUGUCCAGCUGGAGGACGACAUUGUGGCCAAGCCCAACUACUUUGCAACCAUGAAGAACUUUGCCCUGCAGCUCUCCUCAGAAGACUGGAUGAUUCUGGAGUUCUCUCAGCUGGGCUUCAUUGGAAAAAUGUUCCAGGCUCCGGAUCUUAACCUCAUAGUGGAGUUUAUUUUUAUGUUUUAUAAAGAGAAGCCCAUCGACUGGCUGCUGGAUCACAUUCUCUGGGUAAAAGUCUGUAACCCUGAGAAAGAUGCAAAACAUUGUGAGCGGCAGAAAUCCAGCCUUCGCGUGCGCUUCAGACCCUCGCUGUUCCAGCACGUGGGACUCCAUUCUUCCCUGGCGGGAAAGAUUCAGAAGCUCACAGAUAAGGACUUCCUCAAACCGCUGCUUCACAAGAUGCACGUUAACCCCCCAGCUGAGGUCUCCACUUCAAUGAAGGUGUAUCAGGGUCACACGCUGGAGAAGACCUAUUUGGGAGAAGAUUUCUUCUGGGCCAUUACUCCCACUAAAGGAGAUUAUGUACUUUUCAAAUUUGACCGAGCUGUCAACAUAGACAGGUUCCUGUUUCGCAGCGGUAACCAGGAGCACCCGGGGGAUAAAAUCGAGAACACCACUGUGGAAAUACUGCCUGUCUCGGAAAAUGGACUGCUGACCAAAGACAAGUACAAGCGAACUGAAGAUCGCUUCUACCGGAUCGGUCACUUUGAGAAAGGUGUGGCAGAAGGAGUUGUGGACCCGUCCUUCAAUCCUGUUUUGGCGCUUCGCCUCUCGGUUCAGAAAGACUCUGCUGUCUGGGCGAUCCUCAGUGAGAUCCACAUUAAAAGGAUAGCUGGCUGACAUCUCUGGAGCAGGAUUAUGAAUCAUGGUCCCUGGAGAACCAGAACCACCACACUGCUCGUGCUGAACCUCUGGCACCUAGCAACCAGCAGUGAAGUCAUCGGAGAAAGCGCCACCUCUCUGUCUCGUUAUUCCAUUUCUGCCUUCCUGUCUUUAUCCGCCCUGUGCUCUUCAUCUAUUUGUCAGAAUGUGAAUACUACUGUCUGCAGAGCAGUGACGACAUCUGUUCUCAGCUCUGACUCUCAAGGUGACGUUGUUGUUCAGCAGCUUUGAAAACAAUCACAAAAUUCAUGGACCGGGAGCUCGACGCCUCACGUCUUCACGUCCAGUCAGCUGGCCAAUGAUGUAGAUGCUGCCAAACCCCCCAUUGUUUUUCAAUGCUGCCACACGUGGGCGAGCUGAGGUAUUGCACUGUCCCUAACGCCUCAGCAGAGCCUGGGAUGUUUCAAGAAUGUCGUUGUCUCCAACGCUCAGCUGUUCUCUCUUCCCGUAGAUGCUGGAGCUUUAACUCGACUCCAGCCCAAACAGAAAUGUUUCACUCACUCUCAUCAGAUGCUGUUCUUGUCCUGAAACAAAAACUCACUAUAAGCUCGUCGUUUCAGAAUCCUGCCUGCAGCCAGUCGGUGACAUUUGGACCACAGUGCAGUAACGAUAUCAUAUCUGACUCGCCUACUUUCUGACAGGCUGUUUAUCACCUCAGUGUCCGUUUCUAGGAAAACAACCAAACAUGACUUUGGUAACAUUUUCCUGAAGGAAUAUAUUGUUUUUAUUGCUAUAAUAUUACAGUUAUGACUGGCAAUCUACGAAGGUGACUUAAUUUAUUUGAAAUAAAUCUUGAAUUUGUACAAAAAGUAAAAUAUAUUUUUAUUCUACCAACAGAUGUUCAUGGUAGAUUAAACGACUGUGUUAUUGUGUGCUUUUUUAAAAAAAUCUAAAUUGCAGUUGUACAUUUUAUUUUCACUGUAACAGCUACUAAGACGGUUUAUUUUAUGUUUAAAACGAAAUGAUAGGACAGUUGUGAAUCUCUUCUGUCAACUUUAUUGGUGUAAAUUUAGAAAUAUGUGCCUUAUAGCUUGAAAUCGCCCCAUCAUAAUCAGUACAAUCAGCCUCCCUGAACUCUUUUGCCUACAAAAUUGAUUGCUGGAUGUACAAAUAUUUGGAAAAUCACUGACAGUGUAUGAUUGGAUGUGGAGGACAACAAUUGUAAUGCUGAAUGAAAUUAGUAAACAAAGGAGUCUAACCAGUUUACUGACUAAAACAGCAAUAUUUGCACAGCUUCUUCACCCUUCAUUUAGUCUUUUUUGUACCUCAUAGUUCAUAUUUGUUGAGUUCUGUUUAUCAGAUUCAUCUUAAAACCUAUUGUCAGUUAUGUUUUUUUUUUUUAAACUACUACUGAUCUUAGAACCUGCUACUGGCUGUGUGUGUUUUUGUGUUGCUUCAGAAUAGUUUACAAAAGCAGCAAGCUUGAGAUAUUUUGUGCAUUUCUUCCAUGUUUUGAGUGGAGAAAUUGUUAGUAAUCCUUCAAUGAUUUUACUUGUAAGUAGUUUUAAGGGAAAGUAAAAUACUUACAGUCAACCAAGUCUAUUUCUGAGCAGUUUUAGCUGAAGGGAAAAAGUGGUGAUUUAUUUUGUAAACCUUUUAUUUUGAAAGGAGACCCCAGUGCUGCAAACAAGACAGACUGUUCUCCUUUUCCUGCAUCCAUAAGUGAACAACGUGAAAGCAUGCAGAAGCAUGACAUGUUCAUAAAUGUUUAUGUGAGACAGGAAAUAUAAUGACGUUCUGCCAGCAGCCCCUUCAGCUUCCAUCAGUCCAUGUGCCUUCACCGUGUACAUGCAUCUGCCUGAUUGUUUUGGCAUCAUUUUUCAUUGAAAUGUUCACAAUAAAUGAGAAAAGUUGCUAAAAAAAA
Oryzias melastigma (Indian medaka) is the source of this 4762-nucleotide messenger RNA. It is a transcript of the gene mgat4a, whose product is annotated as alpha-1,3-mannosyl-glycoprotein 4-beta-N-acetylglucosaminyltransferase A. Gene Ontology annotation, cellular component: endoplasmic reticulum; Golgi stack; endoplasmic reticulum-Golgi intermediate compartment. Gene Ontology annotation, biological process: protein N-linked glycosylation. The transcript is spliced from 16 exons. Bases 1255 to 2856 code for a protein of 533 amino acids. The record is from RefSeq and is a predicted model, not a curated record. Lineage: Eukaryota; Metazoa; Chordata; Actinopteri; Beloniformes; Adrianichthyidae. Gene Ontology annotation, molecular function: acetylglucosaminyltransferase activity.